This is a messenger RNA of Punica granatum (pomegranate), 3005 nucleotides long. NCBI's taxonomy places the organism in Eukaryota, Viridiplantae, Streptophyta, Magnoliopsida, Myrtales, Lythraceae. The record is from RefSeq and is a predicted model, not a curated record.
ACAGUCUCUCACUCUCUCUCUUUCUCUUUCUCUCUGCUCCUUCAAGACAGAAGCUAACAUCCACAGUGCGUUAAGCAUAAGCUGAUUCAUCAUCGUAAAACCAUUGAACAAUCGAAACCCAUUAGUUUAUGUUUUUUCCCUUAAAAACCCUUUUCAUCAUUCGACCCAAAGAUUCAACCCCAUUGGUGGAUCCUCACAUGAAGAAGAAUUUCUUCCAGGGUGCAGUGUUCUUUAUGCUUCUCACCACCAAGCUGUCUGGUCUGGGUUUUCUUGGCAGUGCAUAGACAGGUUCUUCAUCCAGGUACUCCGCCAUUGGGUUCAUUAAGAUGAAUUGUUUCAUGUUCUAAGCAUAAAGCAUUGGCAGGAGGGGGCCUAAGCUAAUUAAGCGCCGAAAAGAACAAUGGAUGGACAUCUUCCUCUUCCAGGAGCAAGCACUAGUCCAUAUUCAGUUCUAGGGAACUACAGGGUUAUCAAGAAUCUCGGCCAUGGCGCAUUCGGUGAGGUAAAACUUGCACAGCAUUUGCCCACAGGGUGCAAAGUUGCUAUCAAGAUUCUUAAUCGCCGCAAGAUCAGGGAAAAUGGCAUGGAUCAGAAAGUGGAGCGGGAAAUCAAGAUCUCCAAAAUGCUUGUUCAUCCUCACAUAAUUCGGCUUUAUGAGGUGAUCGAAACAGCAACUGAUAUCUACAUGGUCAUGGAAUUUGCUGAACGUGGUGACCUGUGCGAUUAUAUCAUGAUGAACCAAAGGGCUCAAGAAGAAGAAGCAAGAAAGUUUUUUCAGCAGAUUAUUUCGGGUGUGGAGUACUGCCACAAGUACAAGGUCGUUCAUCGGGACCUUAAGGCCGAUAAUCUGCUGUUAGAUUCUAAUGGCAACUUGAAAAUUGCUGAUUUCGGGCUAAGCAAUAUUAUGUUGGAUGGCCAUUUUUUGAAGACGAGUUGCGGAAGCCCGAACUAUGCUGCACCCGAGGUUAUUUCAGGUAAACUUUAUGCUGGUCCGGAGAUUGAUGUUUGGAGUUGCGGCGUCAUUCUGUACGCUCUUCUUGCCGGGACCCUUCCUUUUGAUGAUGGAAGCUUUCCCGAUCUCUAUAGGAAAAUUAAGGGUGGAAUGUAUACUCUCCCAAGCCAUUUGCCAUCUGGAGCAAAGGAAUUGAUUGCAAGGAUGCUCGUCGUGGACCCCAUUAAGCGGAUAACGAUUCCCGAAAUUCGUCAAUCUCAUUGGUUCCGAGCCAAUCUUCCUUGCUAUUUGGCCGCUCCUUUAUCAGAUGUUAUUAAUCAAAUGAGAAAGAUCAAUGAGGAGAUACUUGAGCGGGUGAUUAUGAUGGGUUUUGGCAAAAGCUUCUUGGUCCAAUCCCUUGAGGAGAAGAUUCACAAUGAAGGCACAAUGUCGUAUUACUUGCUGUUAGACAAUUAUAAUCGUGCAAACAGCUAUUACAGCAUCGAACUGGAAAUGUACCAGGAGAACUACUCUGCUGCUAUGCAAAUCGGUGAAUCUUCACAAUCAGCUGCUAGGAACUCCCUCACGGGAAUUCUGAAUCAUCAGCAGGGUAUCAGUUUGAGGCCUCAGCCUCAAUCACAAAGUUCGGAAAGAUGGGGUCUCGGGUUACAGUUUGGAUCGCAUCCCCUUCAGAUCAUGGCGGCUGUGCUUGGUGCCUUGCAAAAGCUGAACGUUGGCUGGAAAAAGAUUGGACAGUAUAACAUGAAGUGCCGGUGGUCACCAACUUUCAAUGGCCAUACUAGUCAAAUACAAAGCACCAGUAUCGAUACUGCGCUAAGAGACCCCUCCCAAAUUGAUAUAGACUUAAAUGCUGAUAUAUUGGCAGCAGUUGUGGGACAGAACACUGUGAAAUUCGAACUUCAGGAUUUCUCAUUUGUUGACGACAUAUUUUCGAAGGCGAAACUAAUUAAUCAAGACAAAUGCCGCAAAACAACUUGCAGUCGGAAUGAAACUUCAGGAUCAAGAAUAAGGAAACCUUCACAGCCGGAGAUAGAUCUUCCACAACCAGCUGACCCCGAUCACAGCCUUCUCAUCGAAGUUCCAUGUCGCCUCCUGUAGUUCCUUGAAUGCGAAGAAAUGUCCAAAGCCUCCGCUCGCAAAUAUGCGGGAAGGCUUGACCUGUAACUGCUUCGAUUUGAUGAUUGGCUUGCCCAGCUGGCAUAAAGAGGUAGCCACAAGGCGAAGCUCUUUCUGUAGUUCCAGCACGAGUCCUGCUUCUUCCGGAUCCAAACAAGAGCCAUGGCCAGGAACAGGAAGCGACCGUCAAAAUCAUUGCCAUAACAAGUAAAACAGUCCCAAAAAUCUUCAUCUUCACGGUUCCGGGACCUGUCCCUAAGCUCUAGUUAAUACUCGAGGACGGACCAACUUGAACCACAAUCUAACUGUUCAUUAUAGCUGAAGAAUCCACCACAAAGUCUGGGUAAUAAGCCGUUGCAAGGUUCCAGGUGCGGGAUGAGAGGUCGAGGCCCCGAGACUCCUAUCAUAUUCCGUUAAUAUAUGCAUUGAAGUAGAGGUCGCUGAGGCUCCUGCUCACUAUGUCCCAGAAAUGCAACCUUAUCAAGUACGAGAAACCCGAAUCGACAUUCAUCUCCAACGUGAGGUUGAACUCCUGCUGGUUCACUUGUGAAUUGGUCACCAUCGUGAUCACUGAGGCAUAGACACUCUUGGGGGCGAUAUCCCCGGGAGGGAACUAGAGGUUUCGAACUCCUGGCAAAGUCAUGAAUGCGUUAUCAGGUUGCCAUUGCCUAAAGAGUGUUAUUCGAGGGACCGAUAGUGGUGCCACCCAAUAUUUAGCCGGUACACGGUUCACCACUUCGAAUUCUUACCGGGACAAUCCCGAGAAAUCACCUAGUAGGCGAAUGGAAGAUGCCCUGUCGGAGAUGAGAGAUUCGGACACAGAAACGAUCUCGAUUGCAUUCACAAAUUCUUGGGUAGACGUGAACUGUUUUAUUAAACGGAGGAGAAAAGAAAAUGAUGUUAAAUGAGUUUUUUGGUUUAUUUAUUUUUCUUUUUG